UUCAACACUCCAAACUUGGAACCGUCCGUAGUUGUCCAGAACUACUAAUCAGUAGUCGGAGCCGUCCGGAAAAGGAAUUGUCGGAGCUGUUGGAGCCGUCCAGAAACUCCGGCUGCACAAAGCUAAGGAGAAGCCUUUGGGUCAAUUACGAUACCUUCUGUAACGUUUGAACACUAUCAAAUAUUGCCGAUACACUUGAUACCCACGGAAAUUUCCCCACCAAUACGUUUUCCGUUAUCAGUGCACCACCUAGAGGACAGAGCUCAGCGCAACUACUUUCGGAAUUAAAUGACAAAGAGUAUUAUCAAAACGAAGAACUUAUCCAGGUCGAGCAAGAAUAUUAAUUUUAACGGGUAUCUCUGUUGCUUCUAAUCGCUACUGCUUUUACUUUAUUCUUGAGCAUAACGGCGCUCUACGAAUCAAUUAUCAUAACCAUCAAUCAUUUUCAUGUGGGCUAAACUUUUUUCUUAUUUUUUUUUAUUUGCAGAUGGAUUCGGAUUCGGACACUGAGGUCAUGUUGAGUACGAAUUUCUCUUUGCGUUACAUCUUACUAAAGAAACGGCGCAAUAAAACCAACGAUCUGUGGAAACAUCGUAAGCGAAAUGGACAGUACUAUGUGUUAUUUCCCGAGUUAUUGAAACAAAAAGACAAGUUUUUCCAGUAUAUGAGAAUGUCGAAAAAAACAUUUUACUUUAUAUUGAGAAAGAUAGAACCUUUCAUCGCCAAGUUGCCUACACAUACUCCAUAUAUCUCUCCGGAAGAACGAUUGAUGGUAACUCUCAGAUUUCUUUCUACAGGAUUGCCGUUCAAAUCACUGUCGUUCACUUUCUGCAUCGCUCACAAUACGAUUGGUACAAUUGUUUAUGAAACAUGUGAAGCAAUUUGGAAGACAUUGAACGAAGAGUUCAUUCCUUUUCCAACAACGUCAGCUUUCAACAAAGUGGAAAGAGAGUUUCUUAACAAAUGGAAAUUUCCUAAUUGCAUUGGUGCCAUCGAUGGCAAACAUGUAAGGGUGAAGGCACCGUCAAAAUCCGGUACUCAAUAUUUCAAUUACAAGAAAUAUUUUUCUUUGCAUUUGCAAGCAGUAGCUGAUGCCAAUAGCAAAUUUAUAGCCGUUGAUGUUGGUGAAUAUGGGAGUCGUUGUGAUAGUGGUGUUUUUAAGUCAUCAACGUUGUAUCAACUAAUACAGUCGAAUCGCCUGAAUAUUCCUCCUCCCAAGCCACUUCCUAGCACUAGACAAGAUGUGCCUCACGUGCUCAUUGGCGAUCAAGGCUACCCAUUGAAAACUUUUUUUACUGCGUCCCUACCCAGAUAGUGAAGAUCCAGCCAAACUUCAUUUCAAUGAAUUGUUAAGCAUAGCAAGACGUUGCGUUGAAUGUGCUUUUGGCAUACUAGUCGCUAAAUGGCGAUGCUUAAAAACAGAAUUACAAGUAACUCCAGAGCAUGUCACGUUAAUAGUCCAAACAACAUGUUUGUUACACAAUAUUUGUAUGGAAUUUAAAGAACCACUACCAAAUCCAGCUAAAAACACAAGGGCUUCAGAUAUCAAUUAUAAUAGAGCUAACAACCAUUCAUCUCACCAGGCAACGGAUUUAAGAGAUUUCAAAAAUUACUUCUUUAAUCACAUCGGUUGAUAUAAUAUAAUGCUAGAAAUAGAUCUAUA
Molecule: messenger RNA, 1663 nt
Organism: Anopheles arabiensis
Lineage: Eukaryota; Metazoa; Arthropoda; Insecta; Diptera; Culicidae
Product: protein ANTAGONIST OF LIKE HETEROCHROMATIN PROTEIN 1-like
Exons: 2
Coding region: 488-1315 (275 amino acids)
Source: RefSeq, a predicted model, not a curated record